Molecule: messenger RNA, 3481 nt
Organism: Daphnia carinata
Lineage: Eukaryota; Metazoa; Arthropoda; Branchiopoda; Diplostraca; Daphniidae
Product: long-chain-fatty-acid--CoA ligase ACSBG2-like
Exons: 20
Coding region: 355-3042 (895 amino acids)
Cellular component (GO): membrane; endoplasmic reticulum
Molecular function (GO): long-chain fatty acid-CoA ligase activity
Source: RefSeq, a predicted model, not a curated record
AAAAUUUCUUCUUGCCUUCAGUCCUAGUCGGAAUCCCGUCCAGAUAGCAUACGCUGUUCGUUGUUAUUUUUUUUCUUGAAUUUCCCAAGAUAAAAAAAGAACACGUUCACGCGCUGCGGGAUUCUGCGUCAGCAGCAUCGGUCAGCUAAACUUUGGAUUCAUUUGUGUGUUGUCGUUUCAUUUUUUUUUUUUUUGGUUUGCAUGUGAUCGAUUAAGUAAACGUGCAAAGGAGCAUCACCCAAUUGUUGAAGAGACUUGCCAGUUGUGGAGAAAGAUCAACAGAGCUUGACGUCGUGCGAAACAAGUCCAUACAACGUUUUCUCGUUUGGUGAUUCUUUACUUUUUUCUUCAGGCAUGUCCAGGCAGCAGUUGAGCAGCAUGCCUUCGUUGACGUCAAGUCACGAUCAAGCAGACGCUAUUUCAGCAGCCGACCUUUCAUUACAGGGCCAACAGCCAAUGUCUUCUGUUGUCGAGAUGACUCCACGCCGAAAACAGGCUUACGGCGACGUCAUCAGUGAAAUGAAUAACAAAACGACUUUUGAAUCAAGACGAAUUCAUCACGAGGAUCCACUUAUUCACACGAUUGUUCCAUCAGGCGACUCGAAACGUGUUGUAUUACUUUCAUCGAAAUCCAGAGGGUCUGAUUGGGAUUUGACGAUGGUCAAAGACGAACAGGAUAGUAACAAUGGAAUAGAGAGUGAAGACAGCGGCUUUCAAUUGGACGUCGAUUCUUCUAGCAUCAAGAUAAUGGCCAACAUGACGGCCGCUGCCAACGAUGUUGCUGAUAUUGCUGCACCGGUCGACAUGACCGUCACGACCAAAAAGAGUGGAACGACUGUGAUUAAUAUCACGCCGCCAAGUAAGAUGGAACAUAGAUUGCUGGAACAUUUGCACAGCACUCCAUUGCCGUCAAUCGUCAGUGCUGAGGUCACCAAAGAUUGCGCUGAUUUGGGCAAAAAAAGGACGGGAAGUGUUUUGGAAAUUAGCGAAUCAAAGCCAGUUGCUGUCGAGAUUCGUCAACCACAGAAGGAAUUAAUUAAAGGUCCCGACCAACUUUUCCCGGCCGAUUCGAACACGGCGACGACGGCGACGGGCGCUGUCAAGCUCAAGAUUGAUGAACGAGGUAUGGGUUCGAUCCCACCGCUCUCGGUGCCGACCUUACUGCAACGUACCGUAGCCAGACAUAUGGAUCAUCUCGCGCUUUGCGUCAAACGUGAUGGAAAGUGGAUCAAGUGGACGUAUAAGCAGUACCUGCAUGAUGUGACCGUCUGUGCCAAGGCUUUCAUCCGCUUGGGGCUGGAGCGUUUCCAUUCUGUUUGCAUCUUGGGUUUUAAUUCACCCGAGUGGAUCAUAGCCGAUUUGGCCGCCAUUCAUGCUGGCGGUUUCGCCGCCGGCAUCUACACCACCAAUUCGGCCGAGGCGUGUCUACACUGCGCUCUGAAUGGGCAGGCCGACAUCAUCGUGGUCGAGGACCGAAAACAACUUGAGAAAAUCCUUUCGAUCAAGGACCAGAUUCCGACGUUGAAGGCGAUUGUCCAGUACACCGGAAAACCGCACGUCGAAGGAGUCAUCACCUGGUCUCAAUUGAUGCAUUUGGGCAACGCCACGCCUGACAACGUCUACGAGGAUCGUUUAAAAAGGAUGGCCGUCAAUCAAUGCUGUACACUAAUCUACACGUCUGGUACGACGGGACCACCGAAAGGCGUUAUGCUGAACCACGAUAACCUGACUUGGACUUCCCACGCCCUGGCCACUUAUAUGAACAUUCGCGACGGCAAGGAUACGUUCCUCAGUUACCUGCCGCUCAGUCAUGUUGCAGCGCAGAUUACCGACAUCUACGUUCCGUUAUCCAUGGGCGGGACGGUCUACUUUGCCCAACCCGAUGUUUUGAAGGGCAGUUUGGCGGAGACGUUGCGUGAAGUGAGGCCCACGUGUUUUUUCGGUGUGCCUCGCGUUUGGGAGAAAAUCUACGAGAAAAUGCAAGCGGUUGGCAAACAGACGACGGGCAUGAAAAGAACGAUUGCCACUUGGGCGAAACGAGUCGGGUUGUCCUAUAAUCGGCGCCGAAUGGAAGGGAGGUCUUCGAAACCGUUUGGAUAUUCCCUGGCGAAUGCUCUAGUCUUCAAAAAAGUGCGUGAAGGACUGGGUUUGGAUAGAACACGACUGGUUCUGUCGGGCGCCGCGCCUCUCUCGAACGAAGUGGCCGAAUAUUUUAUGAGUCUGGAUAUUCCUAUCAUGGAGGUCUACGGAAUGAGCGAGUCUACAGGACCGCACUCCAUCAACAACGUCACGAAGGGCUUCCAUCUCAACUGUGCCGGUAAAUCCGUGCCCGGUUGUACCACCAAGAUUGCUAACCCGGACAAGGACGGCAAUGGAGAGAUUUUGAUGGUUGGGCGGCACGUCUUCAUGGGAUACUUGAAUGACCCUGGCAACACGUCGUCUGUUAUGGACGAUGAUGGCCUUCUCAGCACCGGGGACGUUGGUCACACGGACAAGUUUGGCUUCAUCUACAUUACAGGACGAAUUAAAGAAAUUCUCAUUACGGCCGGAGGCGAAAACGUGGCUCCGGUUCUCGUUGAAGACAAUAUUAAAGCGGAAUUACCUAUCGUCAGUCAGGCCAUGGUGGUUGGCGAUCGACGCAAAUUCCUCUCCGUUCUCCUUACUCUCAGGACGGAAGUGGAUUCAGACACGCAAGAGCCGCUGCCCAUUUUGACCCGGCCGGCUCGGGAUCAGUGUGAAGAGUAUGGCCUCUCGCUGGCCGAAACGGUGACGGACGUCAUCUGUGCGGCAGAACGAGGCAUGGCUGUUCCAGCGGGUGCCGUGACUGGGCAAGAUGCUGAAGCUGUCAAAUUUGUUAAAGCGAUCGACGCUGCCAUCGAACGGGCAAACCGCAAGGCCAUUUCGGCGGCUCAACGUGUCCAAAAAUGGACCAUAUUGCCCGUCGAUUUCUCCAUUCCUGGAGGAGAACUUGGUCCAACUAUGAAAGUAAAGAGGAGUUAUGUUGCCAAAAAAUAUGCUGACGUCAUCGAACGUUUUUACUGAAUUUUUAAACGAUCUGCCAUUUUGGGGAUAUCGAAUUAACGAAAGAUCUGGAGCCUUUAUAAAAUCUUGUUUUUGUUGUUUUCCUUUAGGGGACCUGCGUCAUUCACCUAUAAAGGCGUGGGGAGGAAAUUUGGGUGCUGUAUCACAUGUUGGGGGUUUAUAUUUGUUUUCUCUUUUUGUUCCAAGGUUUCUAGUCCGCCAAAGACGUCAGAGGUUGCUCAAUAGUGUCGUCUUGAAUGUUGCAAUGAUGUCGAUACUGCUGCUGCUACUACCUAAAAAAAUUACAUGCAAUUCGUCUAGUUACUACGUGUUCCUCUCGACAGUUUAUCCAUGACCAAGCUUUGUUUCCCCAUCUCCAAAUCCAUAACGUUGCAAGAAAUCCCUAUUGAGAAACUGUUAUACAUUUAUCCGUUUUUGAAUACAAUGUUGCACAUGCAGA